Messenger RNA from Lucilia cuprina (Australian sheep blowfly), 1664 nucleotides. RefSeq names its product ras-interacting protein RIP3-like. The transcript is spliced from 2 exons. The record is from RefSeq and is a predicted model, not a curated record. Bases 286 to 993 code for a protein of 235 amino acids. Lineage: Eukaryota; Metazoa; Arthropoda; Insecta; Diptera; Calliphoridae.
GAAGCACAACUACAACAACAACAGCAGCAGCAGCAACAAACAACAAAUACUACAACAAUAAAUAAAUUGCAAGCAAAAUGUAAAGAACAAAACUCUCUAAACAAUCAUUUUAGCCAUAAUUUAGCAACAACUGCAACAGCAACAAAUAAAACAAUUAGUAGUAAUAAUGGUGGUUUAAUAAUAAAAGAUUUUAACAAUCAACAACAGCAACAAAAACAACAACAACCAAUAUUUUAUAAUAAUAAAAUCAAUAAAACUAAAAGACUUAGUGUGUUAAGUACAACAAUGCCUAAACAAUAUACAUUACAACAACAGCAACACUAUCUAGCAAAUAAACAACAACAGCAGCAACAACAGCAACAAGCCCCCUAUUUAACACAACAAUAUUGUCAGCAACAGGCGUUAAUAUUAAGAAGAUCUCCUAAGCCCCAUUACAGUUUAACAUUAAACAACAAAUACGCUUUUGCACCCACAACACCCACCAACACAACAUCCUCAAGCACAACAUCAUCAACAACAACAACAACAUCUGUAAUAACACGCAACAGUUUAUCGCAUAAAGACUUAAACACUUAUGAAUUCUCUCAUUUAAAAGAAGACUGUGAUCUUGAUCAUAAUGAUGAUUAUUAUUUACCAUCAUCUAUGGAAAUUUUGGGUAUACAAAAAUCAUUGCAACAUGUUGAACAUGAUAAUGAUGUUGCAAAUUUAAAUGUUAAUAAAAUGGAAUGUAAAGAUAAUGGUGUUAAAGAUAAUAAUGUUGUUGCGGAUGGUAAAGUAAACGAGGAUGAGCACAAGGAUGAGAUUGAUGAUGAUGAUGAUAGUGAUAAUGUCGAGCUUGAAGUUGAACUAGAUAAUAAUGAAAGUGUUAAAAGGCUAAGUGCUAAUUUGAAUGAUUUAGAAAUUACAAAAAAUGCUACAAAUAAUUUAUUAAAACAACAACAACAACAACAUCAUCAACAACAACAAGAAACAAAUAGGCUGUGGUAUCAUUGAUGGAAACCAAUGGAUUUGAGCGCUUUAAACUCUGCAAUAAAUGUUUAAAAAAAACCAACAGGACUGGACAAAAACUUGGACAGAAAUGUACUCCUGUCCUUCCCCGUCUUUAAGUAAACUUUAACAAGAAACCUGAAGAAACAGAAAUAAGUUUUUCAAAAUGAAAAGAAAGAAAAGGCUUCAGUAAAGGAAAAGGAGUUUUGGAACAACAAAAAAAGAUGGUAAAUCAUAGAAAAAAUUACAAAGAAUAAAAGAAAACAGAAUUUACAAAAAAAAAGAAAACAACAACAACAACAAAAUUAACUAGAACACCGUAUGCUUUACCUUAAAAAAAAAACAAAAGAAACUAAAAUAUUACACAAACAUUUACACACACACAAACACAUAAUAUUAUAGGCUUCUUAAACUUAAGCAUACAGCCCCCAACCCCCUCCGCCUCCUUUAGAACCUUUUUUACAGACUACACUGUAAGAAAAGAUAAUUUAAGCAAAAAAAAAAAGAAAACUUUUUUUAUAACAAAGAAAAAUGUAGUAAAACAAGGCACCUAUAAUUUUUAUAAAAUGAAACAAAAAACUAAGUAGAACUAUUUAUGAAAAAAAGUACUAAAAAAUAGAAAAUUUGCCAACGAAAAAAUAACACACACAAACUAAAAGAAAUGAAAACAAAAACAA